Poecile atricapillus (Black-capped chickadee) is the source of this 1543-nucleotide messenger RNA. It is a transcript of the gene SLC31A2, whose product is annotated as solute carrier family 31 member 2. Gene Ontology annotation, molecular function: copper ion transmembrane transporter activity. The transcript is spliced from 4 exons. The coding region runs from base 505 to 909 and encodes 134 amino acids. Gene Ontology annotation, biological process: copper ion transmembrane transport. The record is from RefSeq and is a predicted model, not a curated record. NCBI's taxonomy places the organism in Eukaryota, Metazoa, Chordata, Aves, Passeriformes, Paridae. Gene Ontology annotation, cellular component: membrane.
GACACGGGCAGCACCGCCCCGCCGCACUACAGCUCCCGGGGAGCCCUGCGCCGAGCGACAGCGGAACGACAGCUCCCGGGGAAAUAAACUGGACACACGACAGCCCCCGACAUCGGAGCGACAGCCCCCGAGAGCCCCCGACAUCGGAGCGACAGCCCCCGAGAGCCCCCACAGCCCCCGGCAGCAGCGCCUGAGGGGACGGGCCGGGCCCCACGCCCGCUGCCGCCGCCACCAUGCAGGGGUAAACUGGCUUUUUGUCACAGCCCAGACACUCACAGGAGCUGCUGCUGGAGAGGGAAAUUGUCCUGCUGGAGGUGAUGGGAAGAGUUCAACCCAGUCAGCGUGACUGUGACUGUCCGUGCCAGUUCCUCUUCCCGUUUCACAGCUGGGGAAAAAACUUGCACCAUUUGGUGAAUCCCCAGAUGAGCAUCCCAGGGUGGGACCUGCUGACAGGGUGGGCACCUGAGGGGCUUCAGCACUGCCCUUCCCUGGCCUCUUUUCCAGAUGACUUUCUACUUCUCGGACACAGCAGUGCUGCUCUUUGACUUCUGGAAUGUCCACAGCCCCACAGGGAUGGUGCUCUCGGUGCUGGUGAUCCUGCUGCUGUCCGUGCUCUACGAGGCCGUGAAGAUGGGCAAGGCCGUGCUGCUGCGGCGGGCGCUGCUGGCCCUGCCCCACAGCCUCAGCCAGGAGGCCCUGACCGAGCCCCAGCAGGGGGACAGUGGCCCUGCGCAGGGCAGGUGGUUUUGGUUCCACGUGGGCCAGACGCUGUUCCACGUGGUGCAGGUGGUGCUGGGCUAUAUGGUGAUGUUGGCAGUCAUGUCCUACAACGCCUGGAUCUUCCUGGGGGCCAUCGUGGGCUCCACGCUGGGCUAUUUCAUGGUGUACCCCCUGCUCGGCCGGGGCUAGAGCCCCCCACCGUGUCCCACCUCCUGCCCCUUUGUCUGGGAAAGCUGCUGUCACUUCUGCUGGGUCUGUCUCUGUCCCCGUGCUCUGGGGGAUGCAGAAACCCAAGGACUUGUUGGGGGCCCUGCUCUGGGAACGGGGAGCCCCAUGUGCAGCUCCUCAGCCGGUGGCUGUCCCCUGGCUCUCAGGGACCUUUGUCCAGGUGAUGACAGCGGGGGGGUGCUGGCAUUUCCUCCCCUCCCUGCUUUUUGAGGAGGCUGAUCCUGGCUGGAAUGGGAACCAUCCGGUGACUUGCUGGGGGAAGGGAGCAAGCUGGGCUCAGGGACCCCUGCCCAGAGCUGCCCUGCACCAAGCCCCUCUUCACACAGUGCCUUUGGGGACGCUGGGGGGGUGCUGCCACCCCUACCCCGCUCCUGUGCUUCAGGGAUGGGGCUGGAGCAGCCCCUGAGCCGCUGGUGUGGCUGUGCCAGGGGGGAAAUGCUGCUCCAGGUGCCUCUUGCUGCUUCUUCAGGACCCCCCUUCUAAUAAAAUCAUCUCAGCUCCUCUCCUGGUUUGUGUCGCUGCUGGCUGGGCUCAGGAUGUGCCACCCCUGGCUCACAGAGGGACUGGGAUCCCCAGUCCUACCCAGGGAGGCAGU